GCCCUCGUCUCCCUCCCUUCACUGACCGGUGUGCUCACAUCUUUUAAAAAAGGACCAAGAAGUGCCUCCUCUCUUCUUUUCUCUCCUCUUUUUCUCCGCACCUGUUUUAAUUUCCUUCGAGGUCCCUAUUCCUUCUCCCUUCGCCCCUCCCCUUCCUUGUCGCUGGAGCUCCAAUUGCGCCUCUAGCACACCCCCAUUUCUCCGACUUCCCCUCACAUCCGCCACACCCCGUAACACAGCAGCAACAUGUCGUUUCUCGACAGGCUGAACCGCAGUGUCGCGGAGUCCAGCAUUGGAAAGCACUUCCGCCUCGAGGGAUCCGGUGCUCGUCGUGAGCGUAUUGGCUCCAAAUUCACCACCGAGCUCCGUGCUGGUCUGACGACCUUUGUCACCAUGGCCUACAUUAUCUCUGUCAACUCGUUGAUCGUUACAGAUUCUGGUGGAACUUGUGAGUGCAACAAAAGCGAUAACGCCACUGAAGUCGGAUGCUCCACCGACCCUGCAUACAUGGAGUGCCUCCAGGUCCUGAAGCUCGACCUGGUCACCGCCACCGCCGCCAUUGCCUGCUUUUCCACUCUUCUCAUGGGUCUCUUUGCCAACCUGCCCAUCGGUCUUGCCCCUGGUAUGGGUCUCAAUGCCUACUUCACCUACACGGUUGUUGGAUUUCACGGCUCGAACAGUAUCAAGUACGAGACUGCCCUCGCCGCUGUCUUCAUCGAGGGUAUCCUCUUCAUCUUGCUGUCGCUCUUUGGUAUCCGUCAAUGGCUUGCUCGUCUGAUCCCUCAGUCUAUUAAAAUCGCCACUGGUGCCGGUAUUGGAUUGUACCUGGCUUUUAUUGGUUUCCAAUCCUCUGCUGGUAUCGGUCUGAUUGGCGGUAACGAUGCUACGCUGGUGACCCUUUCCGGAUGUGCCAAGGACGCUGCUGGUGCGUGUAUCGAAGGAACCCACAUGCGCGGUCCCCAAACCUGGAUGGGCAUCCUUGGCUUUGUGAUCAUCGGCAUCUGUCUCCUCUUCCGUGUCAAGGGUGCUGUCCUUGUCGGUAUCUUGUUUGUCUCGAUCCUGUCCUGGAUCCGCGGUACCUCCUUCACCUACUUCCCCUACACUAGUACCGGUGACUCGAACUUUGACUACUUCAAGAAGGUCGUGACCUUCCAUCCCAUCAAGAAUAUCAUUGGCAAGAUGGACUUUCAGCUCGACAACUCGGAGAUCUGGAUCGCUUUGGUCACCUUCUUGUACGUCGAUAUCAUGGACACCACCGGUACCCUCUACUCGAUGGCUAAGUUCGGUGGCUACAUGUACAAGAACGGUGACUUUGAUGGCUCGACCGCUGCGUUCCUCUGCGACGCCACCUCCAUCUCUGUCGGUGCCGUCUUUGGUGUCCCUCCCGUCACCGCCUUCAUCGAGUCCGGUGCUGGUAUCACUGAAGGUGGUCGCACUGGUUUGACCUCGAUUACUACCGCCUUCCUCUUCUUCGUCUCGCUCUUCUUCUCGCCCAUCUUCGCCUCCUUCCCUCCAUGGGCUACUGGUCCAGCCCUGAUCGUCGUCGGUUCGAUGAUGGUCAAGUCUGUCCGCUCCAUCAACUGGGACUAUGUGGGAGACGCUAUCCCCGCUUUCUUGACCAUCGCAUUGAUGCCCCUCUCCUACUCGAUCGCCUAUGGUCUCAUUGCUGGUAUCGGUUCCUAUGCUGCCAUCAACGGAUUUGUUUAUAUCCUCGAGUUGGUCUCGGGUGGUCGCAUCGUACCUGAGGAUAAGGACUUGAAGGAGCCCUGGGUCAACGAGAGCUUCACCUGGCAGAACGUCUUGCCCGGCUGGAUGCAGAAAUUGAUCUGCAAGGCUCGUGGCGAGAUCUAUGUCGAUCCUUUGGAUGUUAUUGAGGAGGAGGAGCGUCUUGAGCGCGAGGCUGCCGCUGCCGCUGAGGAGCACGAGGCCAAGAUUGACAUGAGUGGGCGCCAUCACGGCGACGCCCAUGAGAUGCCAAAGUAUUAAAGAAGAAUUCGUCUCUCUGUCUCUUUCGUGAAAAUACUAGAUAUCUUAGAUAUAGCAAAUGAACGGAUAUCAGCUUUAUUUUUCAGAGACCCUUAUACCGCCCAUAUAAUCUAUAUCAUCAUCCACACAACAAUCACAUUUAAUACACAUCAAAACACUA
This is a messenger RNA of Gamsiella multidivaricata, 2146 nucleotides long. RefSeq names its product permease family-domain-containing protein. Gene Ontology annotation, biological process: transmembrane transport. Bases 247 to 1986 code for a protein of 579 amino acids. The transcript has 3 exons. Lineage: Eukaryota; Fungi; Mortierellomycota; Mortierellomycetes; Mortierellales; Mortierellaceae. Gene Ontology annotation, cellular component: plasma membrane. The record is from RefSeq and is a predicted model, not a curated record. Gene Ontology annotation, molecular function: purine nucleobase transmembrane transporter activity.